Prunus armeniaca (apricot) is the source of this 3624-nucleotide messenger RNA. The record is from the annotation of a GenBank genome assembly. NCBI's taxonomy places the organism in Eukaryota, Viridiplantae, Streptophyta, Magnoliopsida, Rosales, Rosaceae.
AUGACUCUGAUGACUCCUCCGCCGCUAGAUCAGCAGCAGCAACAGCAGGAGGACGAUGAGAUGCUGGUCCCGCACUCUGAGUUCCCCGAUGGUCCUCAGCCCAUUUCUGUGAAGUUUUAUGUCAAGGUUCCAUCUUGUUUGGCUCUAGGCACAGCAGAAAUGAAAAAUGGGCCACUAGUGUACUGGGGUUGUGCUCCUUGGGCAAAAGAAACGAAUAGAAAAGGCAUAACUAGGACUGCUUACCAGAUUGCUCAAGCAGAAACUAACAAUACAGUGGAUGCUCAGUCAGUGGAUGAUCCAUUGUCAGCUAGAUUUACGUGGACAAUUGAGAGCUUUUCAAGGCUUAAUACCAAGAAGCUAUAUUCUGAUAUUUUCCUUGUUGGAGGCUACAAAUGGCGGAUACUAAUUUUCCCAAAAGGGAACAAUGUGGAUCAUCUGUCAAUGUAUCUAGAUGUUGCAGAUUCGGGAACUUUGCCUUAUGGGUGGAGUAGAUAUGCCCAGUUUAGCUUGUCUAUUGUCAAUCAACUUCAUAGUAAAUAUUCAAUUAGAAAAGGUACUUUCUCUGCCACUGAUCUGUAUCCAUUUUAUGCUGUAUUUGCUGAACAGUCUGUGGGAGUUAUAAACUCUUCAGAUGUGCCUCGAAUAUUAGAUGAUUUCAGUAUCAUAGCUGUUCUCCCAGUGUUACAGAAACACAGCACCAGUUUAAUGCACGGGAGAGUGACUGGGGUUUCACUUCGUUCAUGCCUCUUGGUGAAUUAUACGACCCCUGGUAGAGGUUAUAUUGUGAAUGAUACAUGCAUAGUUGAAGCUGAUGUUGCUGUUCGUAGAGUUAUUGAUUACUGGUCACAUGACUCUAAAAAGGAAACUGGUUAUGUUGGACUGAAAAACCAAGGAGCUACUUGUUAUAUGAACUCUCUCCUUCAGACUUUGUACCAUAUUCCUUAUUUUAGAAAGGCUGUGUAUCAUAUGCCAACAACGGAGAAUGAUAAUCCAUCUGGAAGCAUCCCUCUGGCCUUGCAAAGCCUGUUCUACAAACUUCAGUACAAUGAUACUAGUGUAGCAACCAAAGAGCUGACAAAGUCAUUCGGAUGGGAUGCAUAUGAUUCAUUUAUGCAGCAUGACGUCCAAGAACUUAAUAGGGUUCUUUCUGAAAAGCUUGAAGACAAAAUGAAAGGAACUGUUGUGGAGGGUACAAUACAGCAGUUAUUUGAAGGGCACCAGAUGAACUAUAUUGAAUGCAUCAAUGUGGACUAUAAAUCGACGAGAAAAGAAUCAUUUUAUGAUCUUCAACUGGAUGUCAAAGGCUGUCGGGAUAUUUAUGCUUCAUUCGAUAAGUAUGUGGAAGUGGAACGCCUUGAGGGUGAUAAUAAGUAUCAUGCUGAACAAUAUGGUUUACAGGAUGCUAAGAAGGGUGUCCUAUUCAUUGAUUUUCCACCUGUCCUUCAACUUCAGCUAAAACGUUUUGAGUAUGAUUUUAUGCGGGACACCAUGGUAAAGAUAAAUGAUCGCUAUGAGUUCCCCUUGCAACUUGAUCUUGAUAGGGAGAACGGGAAAUAUCUAUCCCCGGAUGCUGACAGGAGCGUUCGCAACCUUUACACUCUUCAUAGUGUUUUGGUGCACAGUGGUGGGGUGCAUGGUGGGCACUACUAUGCAUAUAUCAGGCCAACCCUUUCUGAUCAGUGGUUUAAAUUUGAUGAUGAACGAGUAACAAAAGAAGAUAUGAAGAGGGCUCUAGAGGAGCAGUAUGGUGGUGAAGAAGAGUUACCACAGACAAAUCCUGGGUUCAACAAUGCUCCAUUUAAAUUUACAAAAUAUUCAAAUGCCUACAUGCUUGUUUAUAUACGUGAAAUUGACAAGGAGAAGAUAAUUUGUAAUGUGGAUGAGAAAGACAUUGCGGAACAUCUGAGGGAAGAAAAGGAACAAAAGAGAAAGGAAAAAGCUGAAGCGCACCUUUAUACUAUCAUAAAGGUUGCACGAAACGAGGACCUGCUUGAACAGAUAGGAAAGAAUAUCUAUUUUGAUCUUGUGGAUCAUGACAAAGUUCAUAGUUUCCGUAUUCAGAAGCAGAUGCCCUUCAACCUCUUUAAGGAAGAGGUUGCCAAAGAGUUUGGUAUACCAGUUCAAUUUCAACGUUUCUGGCUGUGGGCAAAGCGUCAAAACCAUACAUACCGGCCAAAUCGACCACUGACACCUCUUGAGGAAACACAAUCUGUUGGACAGUUGAGGGAAGUUUCCAAUAAGUCAAAUAAUGCAGAGCUAAAGUUGUUUCUUGAAAUAGAACUUGGGCCGGAUUUGCUGCCUCUUUCUCCUCCGGAAAAGACCAAAGAAGAGAUUCUUCUAUUUUUCAAACUCUAUGAUCCUGUGAAAGAGGAGCUCCGGUAUGUUGGGAGGCUGUUUGUGAAGGGAAGUGGUAAGCCUGUUGAAUUAUUCGCAAAACUAAAUGAAAUGGCUGGUUUCAGUCCUGAUGAAAAGAUAGAACUUUUUGAGGAAAUAAAGUUUGAACCUAAUAUCAUGUGUGAACACAUUGAUGAGAAGGCAACCUUUCGUGUUAGUCAGCUUGAAGAUGGGGACAUCAUUUGCUAUCAGAAAUCUCCUCAGGCUGGAAGCAGUGAACAAUUCCGUUAUCCAGAUGUUCCUUCAUUCCUUGAUUAUGUUCGUAACCGUCAGGUUGUUCGUUUUCGUUCUUUGGACAAACCGAAGGAAGAUGAAUUCUGUCUUGAGUUGUCAAAGUUCCACACCUAUGAUGAUGUUGUGGAAAGAGUUGCUCAACAUCUUGGCUUGGAUGAUCCAACUAAAAUUAGGCUCACAUCUCAUAAUUGUUAUUCACAGCAACCUAAACCCCAACCAAUCAAGUUUCGAGGGGUAGAACAUUUGUCUGACAUGCUGGUACACUACAAUCAGACUACGGAUGUACUGUAUUAUGAAGUAUUGGAUAUCCCUCUCCCAGAGCUGCAAGGCCUCAAAACUCUGAAAGUUGCUUUUCAUCAUGCUACCAAGGAUGAAGUUGUGGUUCAUACUAUUAGAUUACCAAAACAGAGUAGUGUAGGAGAUGUGAUUGAUGACCUUAAGACAAAGGUGGAGUUGUCUCACCCUGAUGCUGAACUCAGAUUGCUAGAAGUUUUCUAUCACAAGAUCUACAAGAUUUUUCCACCAAAUGAAAAGAUUGAGAACAUAAAUGAUCAGUACUGGACAUUACGUGCAGAAGAGAUCCCUGAAGAAGAGAAAAACUUUGGGCCACAUGAUCGCCUGAUCCAUGUUUAUCAUUUUAUGAAGGACACAGCUCAGAACCAGGUUCAGAAUUUUGGAGAACCAUUUUUCUUGGUCAUUCGUGAGGAUGAGACAUUAGCGGAAGUGAAAGUGCGUGUACAGAAAAAGUUACAAGUCCCAGAUGAGGAGUAUUCAAAGUGGAAAUUUGCAUUUUUGUCCAUGGGUCGUCCUGAGUACCUCCAGGACGAUGACAUUGUGGCCAGCCGAUUUCAGAGAAGGGAUGUGUAUGGAGCAUGGGAACAGUACCUUGGUUUGGAACACACUGAUCAUGCUCCUAAAAGGUCACAUACAACAAAUCAGUUGAGGGAGGAGGAGCAAGUUAAAGAGUGGUGGGAAUGGUGGGUUUGGGUUGCUUAG